Messenger RNA from Ilyonectria robusta, 525 nucleotides. RefSeq lists its product as uncharacterized. The transcript has a single exon. The record is from RefSeq and is a predicted model, not a curated record. Bases 1 to 525 code for a protein of 174 amino acids. Lineage: Eukaryota; Fungi; Ascomycota; Sordariomycetes; Hypocreales; Nectriaceae.
AUGGUUCACCAAUCCACCCAGUCCAACGAGACCAGCUCUCUUCCUCGCCUCGUGCGAACUACCCACUCUGAAGAUGGCACCUCUGUCUUCGCCUCUGACACCCGCCUCGCGCCUUUCAUGCCUUUUGGCCCCCGAGCCAGCGCAUUCACCGUCUUCGACGUCCGCCAAUCUGUGCCAGUAAACAACACGGAUACCAUCCCCGGCUUCUCCAACACGAUCCCACGGUGCCCUCCCCAGGGUGCUAUCUUCUGCAUCACGCAGUUCCAGCCGGGUGGUGCCUCCCCAAUGCAUCGUACGCAGAGCAUCGAUUACUGUGUCGUCCUUACUGGGGAAAUUGUCCUGGCUCUCGACGGCGGCGAUGAGAAGACUGUCAAGGCCGGGGAGUUUAUUGUUCAACAGGGUGUAAACCAUCAGUGGUUCAACCGCACGACGGCGCCGUGCCAGAUCCUGUGCGUCCUUGUCGGAGCCGAAAAGGUCGUGCUGAAGAAUGGAACAGUGCUGGAGGAGACUGUGAUCAAGAAGUGA